Molecule: messenger RNA, 779 nt
Organism: Stegostoma tigrinum
Lineage: Eukaryota; Metazoa; Chordata; Chondrichthyes; Orectolobiformes; Stegostomatidae
Product: ferritin, lower subunit-like
Exons: 4
Coding region: 70-594 (174 amino acids)
Biological process (GO): intracellular iron ion homeostasis; iron ion transport
Cellular component (GO): cytoplasm
Molecular function (GO): ferric iron binding; ferrous iron binding
Source: RefSeq, a predicted model, not a curated record
ACCCCCUCACCGAGCCAGUUUCCUGUAGUGGCUGCUCGGAGCGAACAGGAAGAGCUUGUGCUCUGAGCAAUGCAGGCUCAGGUGAGACAGAGCUUCCACCCAGACAGCGAGGCUGCCAUCAACAAACUUAUCAGCAUCAAGUACUACACCUCCUACGUCUACCUAGCCAUGUCUUUUUAUUUCGAACGGGAUGAUGUUGCACUGGAGAACUUUGCAAAGUAUUUCCAUGACCUGUCAGAACUGCUGCGUAAAAAUGCUGAGGAGCUGAUCAACUACCAGAAGCUCAGAGGAGGUCGAGUCCAGCUGGAGAAUAUUGAGAAACCAGAAAGGCGAGAAUGGACAAAUGGGCUGGAUGCUGUUCAGUUUGCACUCGAUCUGCAGAAAAGUAUCAACAAGUCUCUCCUUGAACUUCAUCACCUGGCCUCCAAUAAACAUGAUCCUCAGAUGUGUAACUUCCUCGAGUCCAACUUCUUGAACAGCAACGUAGAAAUCAUGAAAAAGCUGGGAGAUCAUGUCACAAGCCUCAAGAAGUUGACUGUGGGCCAGACAAGUGGAAUGGGCGAGUACCUCUUUUAUAAACACACCCUCGGGUAAAAGGACCUGACUGUGGGAAUGUCAAGUCUCUCCCUUUAUAACCCCCACCUCUCCUGGGCAGAGCUGAAAUCCAAAGCGUUUUAUGCUGCUUGGUGAAGCAAUGAAAAUUGGAAGGAAGUCUUUGUUCAUGGAGUGACAUUGUCGAUAUUAUGUAAUAAAUAAUUCUAAUUGAAAAGGAUCACAAA